Olea europaea var. sylvestris is the source of this 774-nucleotide messenger RNA. RefSeq names its product wiskott-Aldrich syndrome protein family member 2-like. The coding region runs from base 168 to 629 and encodes 153 amino acids. NCBI's taxonomy places the organism in Eukaryota, Viridiplantae, Streptophyta, Magnoliopsida, Lamiales, Oleaceae. The record is from RefSeq and is a predicted model, not a curated record. The transcript has a single exon.
AUAUGUACGUGAACUUUAGAUGCCAUCGUUGAAUACCUAACGCAAGAAAUAUAAAUGAUAUUCUAACUUACCCUAUAAAAACUUCAUUUUCAUUCUCUUCAUGCUUUCCCUUUCUAUGCCCAGUUCUAUUUGUUUUUCCUGUGUUCUAUACUACUGAAAUCCAAAUUAUGGUAGUUUUAAUGUAUAAGUGGAACUGCAUAUUUCUUAUGAUUCUUAUCUUCCAUUUCUCAGCAACUGCAACUUUUUCUUCCAAGGUCGAUGAUGACCCGUUGGUGGCGCCGGCGGUGGCAAAGGUCCCUGAAGUGAGCAUAAAGUGUGGGGAAUGCCCUUGUGGUAAUCCAUGCAACCAGCAGCUUCCUUCUCUUUCACCACCACCACCUCCGCCGCCUCCAAAAAAUCAAUAUUGUGCCACUCCUCCAACUCCGCCACCACCGAGAUUCAUUUACGUGACGGGGCAAAUGCCGCCACCACCAUCACGGUUCAUAUAUACGACUGGACCUCCUGGGAACUUGUAUCGAACUGAUCCAUUUAAUUUGCAGAUAUAUUCUAGUGCAGCACAUAAUAAUGUACUUGUAGGUUUGCUUCUUUUUGUUGCAUGUGGAAUAAUGGAAUUUUUAGUAUUUUUGUGAAGGGAAAGCCCUUUUAUGUUUUAGAAUUUCCUCAAUGAAAGUCCUUCCGCCGGAAAUGGUUUAUUUUAUUAUCUAGUGAAUUGGGUCAACUUUGAACUCCAAUUAAUUUGAAUGGGACCCGUACGGGACGUAAUGUUUCAUACUA